AUGUCUGCGAAAUCUGGAUACGAAGCUGGAUACACUAAAUACUAUGGCAGUCGGUUUGACAGCAUCUCAUACAGCACAUCAGAGGAAGCGAUUAAACAUUUGUAUCGUGAUUGGGCAAGCAGUUAUGACAAGGUAAAAGCAACUUAUAAAUUGAAUUUCUGUCUUGUAAAACCCCUGAGAACACGGAAAAAUUGAUGACUACCUACUGGGGCCUAAGCAACAAAAUUUCGCUCGCGCAAAUUUUUGUCCAGCCAGCAGGAAAUGUGCUCACCCAUGCAAAUUUCUCCUCAUGCGACAAGAUUUCAUUUCGACUCAUUACGUACCCGCCGGGGAAGUCACUUCGCUUGCGACCUUUCGCCGCUCUUAAAGUUCGCUCUCAUUUAUCAGAGCCUUCUUUUGUCAUCUUGAUAGAGGAGGGAAAAUAGGAGUCAUCAAACCUUUGAGGCCACCGCAGCCCAGAGUUCUAGACCAGUCAAUCUUGUUCUCUCUCGUCAAAGAGGUUUUUCGAGUGCGAGCAUCCGUUUAUUGACAAAUCGUUGGUCAUAACCGAGCCCGCUGUACUAAGGGCACGGCUAUUAGGACUGGGUUUGAAAGUAUAUCCUAGCAACAUGCCGAAGAUCCAGAGUCUUCUCCUAACAAGUUUUGAAUGAGGCUGUCUAUGAUGAUAAUAUGAAGAAUUAUGCAGAUCGAGCUGGAGAAUGUAAUCGGCCGAAGUGGAUAACAGUCUCCGAGAUCUGCAUAAUUCUCAACAUCAUACGGAAACUGAAUUCAAUAAUAGUUUUAUUAUUCGUCCAAACUAUUUCUAAGUUUUUAAGAUCCUUACCUACAGACUCGUACCCAGUCGCUAUUUAAGUGUUUUUUGGGAAGAGAGAAGAUUGGGGAUUAGGUUGAAGCGCUCGCGGGGUCUCAUGGGAAGGGAAGAAGGAAGAAUUUUCCUAUAGCCUGAGUAUCAGGCCUUCCUACGGGGCUAGGGGAGAGGAGAUUUUAGAUGGGGGAGGGGGGAGGGGGAGAAGAGAAAGGAAGGCCUGACACCAAACCAUUCAGCAAAUCGUGUGACACAUCCAAAAUCUGGAUGUGGCAGUGAUUGGAUAACACACAAUACCCACUGACGUCACCGACCGCAAGAGUUAUCGGCAAGGAGACGGUCAUUGAAAUUUUUCAUAGAUGUUUUGAUUUCAUAUUACCCGUAUGUGAUACUUUUACAGACAGAGACGCAGAGAGGAAUUCAAAAAGGCUCUACAGGGCGCUCUCAAGUUCUUUCCAGGAAUAAAAAUAAAACCCGAGCAAGAAUUGUGUUUUCAAGGCCUCGUAGCCUCAUAUACCAUCUUCUGCCGAAACUAUGUCCGAGUAUUGGUUACACAAGACCGGGACAAAGAAGACGAUAUCAGUGUUUCAGAGAUGUAAAUUCAGAUUGACAACAUCCUGCCGUUAAAAGGGUAUUGUUACUGUAAAUGAAAAUAGAGCGAGGUAGCCAUGUAUUGAGAUAGCCGCGGGGAUAGCCGACAGCACCAAUGCUUUUAAAAAGCUUGACUUUGCUUGUUGCGGUUACGAUAACGUACGUGAUUGGAAUUCGUUCGCUUCCUCUUCCAAAAUUUUCUCACUUUUGAAAUGUCUUAAGCUCAAGCGGGCGCCAUCAUAUUUCGCCAACGGGAUUGACCUUUGCUAUAGGCUCUCACCAUUUUUGAACUUGUAACAGCUUUCACGAGCUCUCUGUGAAGUGGUGGAAUCUGCUGCUGCUUGAUAAUUUCUAGGCAUAGGUGUUUCACCAUCGCACCUUCCUAUAUAUUCUUGCAGCUCCAUUCAACCACCCGAGAAUACGGAGGAUAACACCAGCUUUUUAGCUGCCAGAAAAGCGCCUGAUUUAACUCUGUAAACAAAAGCAAUUUACAAUUUUCCGGGCACACGUUUGUUUACAAACAGAGCGUUGGUGAUCUUACACUAGCACAAUUCCUAAACCCCGUUAUAAUUCCUCAUAAACGGCAGGUUUUACAUUACAAGUAUUCGACAACUCCUCAUUGGAGGUUUCAGAAAAAAGCGAAAUCGGAGCAACACAAGCACCGAUGCUCGGCCAGACCGUUAAGUGAGAUUUAUUUUAGGCGAGCUUUUUGACACGUGAAGCUGACAACCCAAUGAGCGGAAGUGAUUUUGAUUGGAUGGUAUCGUAUCAUGCUGUGUGAGGGUGGAAGGCUCCAGUAAAAGCAUCUGUGUCAGGCGUUUCUCUCCUUGACCUCUCUUCCUUUUUCGCUUCCAUUUUUCCCCUUUUCCCCAGAAACGCCUGAUACUCAGGCUAAUUUUCCUACUUCCCUUCCCAUGAGACCCCGCGCCCUCCUCAACCUAAUCCCCAAUCUUCUCUCUUCCCAAAAAACACUUAAAUAGCGACUGGGUACGAGUCUGCCUUACCUCCUCGUACACGUAAAUUCUUCGAAACUUUGGUCCAUUUCUCGCACAUUUUCAGGAUAUAAAAUUGCCUGCGUGCAGACGUCUCCUAUUUCCUUCGUUGCACCGUACAUCUCCUGUUUCCUUUUCCGCGUGCAACAAAGGAAAUAUGAGACGUCUGCACACAUGCAAGAUAUAAAAGGUUUUCUUUCUUUUUAUUACAGAUACUUCUCAAUAUAACAUUUGCACGAUGGCGUCAUUCUACUACUACGACCAGGAACCUUUUCGUUUUUCUUUCAUAUUUAAAUUUUGUAAUCCCAGUGAGGUUAAUAACGAAAGCCCUGAUUUGCACCGGAAAGCAAAACCCUGAAGGGUUCUGGUCGUAGUGGUAAAAAUAAUGAUGUCAUCAUGCAAAUGAUCUGUUGUAGCGAAUUAAGUACUUGUAGUUCCAUCCGCGAGCAAUAUGUUUUGCGUAUGCAUGUAUUUCUUCCGUUCAGUUUUAGUCAGAAAUUCAGCGAUUUCGUUUCCAAGCAAGUACACACCAUCGAAUCGUUGGUGUACUCCUCGCCAUUUCGUCCGGCAACGCCGGCCGCUUAUGAAGAAUUAACCAAGCUUGGCCAGGGAUCUGAGCCAAUCAGAAACGGCGAAAUAUAUUGAAUGAAUAAUGAUUAAUAAAUCUAAUUAAAUAUCGCGUGAUUUGAGCAUUAAUACGAUUUCAGGACCUCCAGUCAGCGGGUUAUGUGUUGUACCAAGCUUUAUGCCAAUAUUUAAACGAAUCAAUCAAGCAAGAGUGCCAAGAUAAAUCAAAGAAUGAGAUGAAAAUCAUCGACGUCGGUGCAGGGACAGGACUGCUAGGGGUUCAGCUUCAUGAGCUUGGCUACACUAGCCUUACGGCGGUAGAUAUUUCAGCUGAAAUGUUGAACGAAGCUAGGAAGAAAAAUGUCUACAAAAAGUUCAUCUGCGCCUUUCUGAGUGACCAGCGGAUUCCUGAAAUAGGCACUAGCGAGUAUGAUGCCCUUAUUUGUGCUGGUACAUUGGUUAAGGGACACGCUCGUUCCUCCGCGUUUGUAGAGAUGAUUAGAAUAGUUAGGAUUGGUAAGUCUUUUUUGUCUAGUAAGUAGCAUAAAUUUCAUCACGUACUACGCGACUUUCCUCAAGAUAGCGUCAAGCGCGAGGUUCGAGUUAGAGAAGGUUCGAGUAAUCGAAAGUCAACCGUAUAUCCAUGCCCAUUUAAUACCGCGAAAGACAUCAGUGUGUGAGUUAAAAUUUAAGCCAAUGUUUUGUUAAGCUCAGGCUUAACACUAUUCAGACCUUGCUUUUUAUCGCUUCCUGCGACCGGGGGGAGAGCUUCAGAGGCCCCCCUCUUUAACUUUAAAACCGCUCAUGCUAUGGCCACCGAAAUUACGCAGAACAAUGUACUAACCAUUUCUAACUGCUGGGGACUCAGGUAAAUUAAGGCAUGGGUCAAUAACCAUUUUCCUGUAAAAAUGAGGGGGGUAGUCUAUAAUAUGAAUGGUUUAUCAUGAAGCAGAAAAUACCAAAAAAUAUUACACAACACCAACAUUGAUCCUUUAAAAUAAACCAAAAUUAUGCAAAUUAGGUCACGUGACCUUACCGCUCCUCAAAGUUUCAAAAUAUCUUUAAGAAAAAAUGGGCACACUUUUUAGCAAGAGUUAUCUUACUUUACUACCCUAAGAAGAUACAAAAUAUAAGCCGCUAAAAAACUGUGCUUGGCAACUUUCAAAUAUCUCGUCUAUUUUGAAAAUAAACGGGUUUUUCGACUAGUACCCAGUCUCCCAAUACAAAUGUAUCAUUUUAACAUGCCUUUCCUUUGAAAACUCUUGACAUUGCCAAGCCCAGAAAUGACAUACUUAACGGCCUUAUAAUUAUGAAACUAGUAGAAAAAUGAAGGAAACAAGAAAAAGUGUGCCCANCACAUGACAUCAUCAUACAGAUCGGAUGGUUUUCAACUCAACAAUUUAAUGACCUGUGCAACUCAGCUAUAUCACGUGGUUUACAGAUAUAACAAAUGUAGUCUCAGUAAUUAUUACACUCUUGUUCAUCCCAAAAAUGCUUUAGAAAAUUGUAUCACAACUGUAUCUCAAGUUUGUCAUAGUAUAAACCAUUGAAGACGAUAACGGUAAAUAUAUUUAAUGCAGUCUAAUAUACUUAAAUAAAUAUAAAUAUAAAUUAUAUAUAUAAUUUACUAUGUUUGGCGGUCAUAGCUUGAACAGUUUUAAAGUUAUUUAACUUUUUCACGAGGGGGGUGGGGGGAGGGGGUUUAAACGCCCCCGGUCUGAAUAGGGUUGUUGGCUUAACAUAAGGGCAGCUACGCCCUUAACAUCAACUGUUGUCACUUGCGAUUCACACUCUGGUUUUUUUUCUGCAGGUGGUCUUCUUUGUUUCAGUAUUCGAGACGAUCACCUGGGAGCCUACCAGGAAAAGAUGAUGGAACUCGAAAAAGAUAGACGAUGGGAAAAAGUCAGCACAAAAAAGAUUCCUUUAUAUGACAGUGAUGACAUGCCGAAGGACAUCCUUGGUUUUGUUUAUAGAGUCUUAAAAAAUUAAAACAAUUGCAGCACGAGACAUUUAGGGAUGUUAUAAUGUUAUAUAUGCCUUUUCAGUUAGUUUAGCGUACAUAGCAGUGAUGUUGCGCGGAUUAUGGUCUCAUUCUGUGUAGUUUUUGUGAAGUUCCACUGAUUUAAUUACAUUAAGACUUUGAAUUUGAAAGAUGUGUGCCGUCGAUUGUUUGAAGCAAAUUUCCCUCGUGGCACGACCAAUCAGAAGCACUACCCAGCAUCAGAAUGGAAUUUCUGCGCUCGUCCCUCAGCUGUCAUUUCGCAGCCAAGGCCAGUGGUGGCGUCGCGAAAGAUCGGCUGUUUUCUCAGGUUAAAAAUUCACUACAUACAAACGAAAGUGAUUAAGUCAUUUCGUCGGAUGGAUCGACUGGAUCGAAACAAAAUCACGGCGUCUGGAUCUAUCAGGCCGGUGUCAUUUGAUGGCUUUACGCUUAAUCUCAUUUUUUUCUUUUUGUUAACUGUACUUGCUGAAAAAAAUCAUUUAAUAGGAGCCUUAAUAGCUAUCCCUUACCCAUUCUGACCACUUCGGUUAAAAUGAGGUAAUUGUUCUUUAACAUAAUGACUUAAAAAAGUCAUCCAAGCCGGUAUCACUUAAGAAAUACGGAUUUUCAAACCCAGAUGUAAUACUGUAUAUUACGUAUGAUACAUACUUUAUUGUUACCUCCCCAAAGGGGCCUUUCAGUAGCAAUGAUUAUAUUACAUUAUUUAUAAUAACUAAUUACAACACUUAAUCUAAUACUAAUUACAAUGUUAGCUAGUUACUAAUUAAAUAGAGGAUAUUACGCGGUGGCGCGAAGAUAUGAAUUUUAUUUUCGAGUGGCAAAACAAUAUUUUACGAACGAGCGCAGCGAGUGAGUAGAAUAUUGUUUUUGACACGAGAAAAUAAAAUUCAUAUCUUCAAGCCGCCGUGCAAUGUUUUUUUUAUUAUAUAGGCAAAAUGAAAUGGAUAAAAUCAUAGAGGGAAAUUACCAAAAUUACGUCAUCGAUAAACUCACGUGUGAGAUUAUGGAAAAUAAACUACUCGGGUCCCGGAUGUAGUUUUUAUGAAUUUUACGAGUGUUAUAUUUUCCAGUAAAACACUCGUGUCUAUAUAAUAAAAUGUUUUAAACUUAACUAAGAAGUAUUUACAAAAUUAUCUGAAAGCUGGCUACUUAAGGAACGUUUAAAAAUUUCAUCAGAUGGGCUUAACUUAAGAAAAGAUUCCAAAUUGUUCCAAAGUUUAACAGUCCUGUAAUAAAAGGUUCUCUGUCCGGAGGCAGUUCUGAAAAGAGGGAUGUUUAGCUUUUGGCUACUCCGAGUUGUUCGUUCGCUAACUUGCUCACGGGUAAUAAAUUGGGAUGUAAGAUAUUCAGGGGCUUGACCGGUCAUGUAUUUGAAGGCCAUAGUAAAGUUGGUCCUUAACAGGCAACCAAGACAGGCUUUUCAAGAGGGGCGUUACAUGAUCAUAUUUAUAUUACGGGAAACAUUCUAUGAGUUACUAUGGACCAAUAAUUAUAUAGUCUAGAUUGGACAACAAAGUCAAAGACAAACCUAGCUUACAAUCUUUUAAGUCCAGCAUACGGCGCAUUAACCUUGUAGAUCUUAUAAGCGACAAUUGUGGUUCCUGCACAAUUUGUCAGUUCUUAAGAAUUUUAGUAAUAUUUUUUUAACACUUUCCUUAAUAUUUAAGUAGGGUUAACUCAGUAACUUUAAAUUUUAAAUGUUUAUAAAUUUUAGAUUUUAGAGAAUUGUAGAAUGAUCUAUACACUCAUUUUGUAACUGCCAUUAUCCUUUUUUUCUUCUAGUACUGUAAACUUCUUUUAAUUUUUUUUUUAUAAACCUAGUGUCCUUAACUAGCUUGUAUCUGCUUGACACAUCGACC
This is a messenger RNA of Porites evermanni, 6816 nucleotides long. NCBI's taxonomy places the organism in Eukaryota, Metazoa, Cnidaria, Anthozoa, Scleractinia, Poritidae. The record is from the annotation of a GenBank genome assembly.